This is a messenger RNA of Microcebus murinus (gray mouse lemur), 3560 nucleotides long. NCBI's taxonomy places the organism in Eukaryota, Metazoa, Chordata, Mammalia, Primates, Cheirogaleidae. The record is from RefSeq and is a predicted model, not a curated record.
CCAUGAUUUAAACCUCACAAUACCCAUUCUUAUGGAAGGAUUUUAAAACACUUAAGAAGCCACAAAAGAAUAAAGAUUCACUCAGGGAGACCAAUUUGGGUUAAGAUGGUUGAAGAGGCUCCACGAGUGCUAUGAAGGAUUGGUACUUGGUACGAAGUCAAGUGGGUAAAACAAGGAUAAAACGGACUUGAAACAUGGAAUGAGAAUUUCAAGAGCGGAGCUACUGGGGAGUAGUAGUUGAAUGAAGUAGAGAGUCUUGGGUUGGAGGAUAGGGAGGUAAGUGGAGGGAGACUCUAUUGUCCACACAGAUAAUUUUAAAAGAGAAAUAACCCCAAUUAGCCUCCUCUUGAAUAUAUAUUUUACUGUUCUCCACAAUCUAUUAAAUAUGGUACUAUUAUUUUGAAGUGCUCUUUCUACCCUAGUUAAAGAACUAUGUAUGACUGUAUGGAGAGCCAGACUAAAAACAGACACUGAGAGAGCAAGAACUGGAAAGAUUUUAUAAUCAUGAAACAUUAUCACUUAGUGCAGAAAGCAAAAAAAAAAAAAAAAAAAAGAGCUAGAAAGAAAGGGAGAGAUAUACUUAUUUUAUCUGUAGGGCCCAACCCAGGAUAAGGAAAUAAAAACAUGGCUGAGAAAUCUAGAGAUAUUUGAGAUAGAGGACACACUGAAGAAAUGUGAGAAAGAAGAUGAGGUAUACCUGAACUGCCAAGUUAAAAAUAUAUGUAAAGGAGAAACCUGGAGUAUGUUGCAAUAACAUUUUCUCCAUUGGGAGAAACCUAUAUCUCUGAGAUAUGCCUUAAGAGGGUCCAUGGGACCUCUAACUACAAGAGAUCAAGACAACACAGACUCUCCUCUGCAGUGAACCAGCAGAAAUUGGAGAGCCGAACAAUUUUAAGACUGAUAAAGUAAGUUAGUAUUGAGAGAAAUCGAUUUAUGGCCUGAUCUUGAUUUUUUAAUUUUCUGUGCCAAAGUCUUGCCUCUUUAACAGAAAUCCAGUCCCCAUCCAAUCCCAUGAAAACACACACAACACAUCCCAUGGGAAUGCAGAAGGAAGAAAAUGAAUCACAUGGGAAAUGGAUUCAUUGGUUCAACUACUGAUAAGACAAUAGCACACUCUUUAAUUCUCUCUGGGGAGAAUGUGAUUAGUUGUAUUACCACAGAGUUCUGUCCCCUGAAUCAUUAUUUUUGUCUGUGGGGAGUGAAUUGUAGUCAAAAUAUGAUAGAAAAAGCCCCGACUUUCACAAGCAAGUCUAUCAUAAGGUUCAGGAGGGGUCUAUAGCUAGGCUUCACUUCCCAAUGAGGAGAAUCGAUCCCAGCUCAUAUAUUUUUUCUUCCUUUUGUUGAGGUUCCUCUAAGCCCAAGGCUAUGUUCAAAGAAAUGACCACAGAUUAACUUUACUGUUAAUUUUAUCAUGCUUUGCAAGAACAGAGAAACGUAUCCAUGGAGUUUUCUGCUCAUUCUGUGCACUGAAGAUCCAAUGUGUAGCUGGAGUGGACACUUAGAGAAUACUUCAUUUCAGCAUGAUUUUAAAAUAAAGAUGGAUCUCAAUGUGUCAGGAAAAAAAUGUGACGAAAGUAAAGAACAGCCCUAGGUCACCUUGUGUCUUUGAGUGAAGGCGCCAUCCAUCCUCUCGUGGCCCUUGGUCUCCCUCUGCUGGCUGCACAGACCCAGGACCCUGCAGGAAGAGCUCCCUAGGUGGAAUUGACCAACUGGUGCUCCACCUGAUGCACCCCUGGCCCUGCUCAGGAUCCCUUCCAACAGCAUAGGCUGCUGCCAUGGUAACAGCUCUGACUUUCCUGUACUGGAUGCGAUCUUGCUUUUCUCUGCCAUAGGAGCAUGGGAGGCAACCAGACAUGGAUCACAGAAGUCACCCUGCUGGGAUUCCAGGUUGGCCCAGUACUAGAGUUUUUCCUAUUUGGACUUUUCUCUCUUUUCUAUACGCUCACUCUUCUGGGAAAUGGGGUAAUCCUUGGGAUUAUCUGCCUGGAAUCUAAACUUCACACCCCCAUGUACUUCUUCCUCUCACACCUGGCCAUCCUGGACAUGUCCUAUGCUUCCAACAAUGUCCCCAAAAUGUUGGCAAACCUACUAAACCAAAAAAGAACCAUCGCCUUUGUUCCAUGCAUAAUGCAGACUUUCUUGUAUUUGGUGUUUGCUGCUACGGAGUGCCUGAUUUUGGUGGUGAUGUCCUAUGACCGGUAUGUGGCCAUCUGCCACCCCCUACAUUACACUGUGAUCAUGAGCUGGAGAGUGUGCCUUGUCCUGGCCGUCACUUCCUGGGUGUUCAGCUUCCUCUUGGCUCUGGUCCAUUUAGUUCUCAUCCUGAGGCUGCCCUUCUGUGGGCCUCAUGAAGUCAACCACUUCUUCUGUGAAAUCCUGUCUGUCCUCAAGCUGGCCUGUGCUGACACCCGGCUCAACCAAGUGGUCAUCUUCGCAGCCUGCGUGUUCAUCCUGGUGGGGCCCCUCUGCCUGGUGCUGGUCUCCUACUCGCGCAUCCUGCUGGCCAUCCUGAGCAUCCAGGCCGGGGAGGGCCGCAGAAAGGCCUUCUCCACCUGCUCCUCCCACCUCUGCGUGGUCGGGCUCUUCUUUGGCAGCGCCAUCGUCAUGUACAUGGCCCCCAAGUCCCGCCAUCCUGAGGAGCAGCAGAAGGUCCUUUCCCUGUUUUACAGCCUUUUCAACCCCAUGCUGAACCCCCUGAUCUACAGCCUGAGGAACGCAGAGGUCAAGGGUGCCCUGAGGAGAGCGCUGAGGAAGGAGGGGCCCAUGUGACAGAUGGAUUCAGUAAUGAAAAAUGUUGAGAAUUUUGUACAUCUUUAGAGGAUAUGAGGCACAGGUAAAUGUAAAUUCUCAGCCAGGCCGAUCUGGAGUUGGAAAAGUCAUAUGGGUCUUUCAGAAAUACUGUGUUACUACACACUGUGCUUAUCCAGUAGCCUUGCUGUGUAAGCUUGAAGGGGUGGUGCAGCAGAAUCACAGGCCUCUUCCUCAGAAGAGACUCCAGGACUGUGAAAGAAUACAUCUCUAUUGUUUUAAGCCACCAUAUGUGUGGUAAUUUUUCACACCAGCCCUACAUAACUAAUAUAGUGUCUUAUACAUGGUUUGAAUUGAUGCUUCUAAGAAGACAAUUUCAGAGUAAUAGCUCUUUGGAGAAACUGCUUCAUGUGAAAGUAAAAUAACCUAAGAAAUAAUGUCUAAGAUAGACAUAGCAGUACUAUGAUCUUUUGUAAACUAUCAAGUCUAAGACAAGGAUAAAUUCCAUGAAUAAUAUAUCUUUGAGAACAAUGGCUUGAGGAAAGAAAGACAAAAUCGUAGGUUGUUUAAUUUUUAUACAUACGACUAUAUUUGGGAGGGUUCUAUACAAAUAUGCAUUAAGGUUGUGGCAUUGAUUUUUGCUACAAUUCGAGUGGUCUUGUAGUAUGCAAAGUUCAGAAUAGUAGCAUCACUAUUACAAAAUUAUAGUGAGACACAGUUAGACACAAUAAACAAUGACUGAAACAUAUUUAAUCUCUGAACAUAUAGGAUCACAUUGUUGAAGAUAAUUCAACUUACUGUUACUCAAUAAA